Macaca mulatta (Rhesus monkey) is the source of this 2481-nucleotide messenger RNA. It is a transcript of the gene CAMK2B, whose product is annotated as calcium/calmodulin dependent protein kinase II beta. NCBI's taxonomy places the organism in Eukaryota, Metazoa, Chordata, Mammalia, Primates, Cercopithecidae. Gene Ontology annotation, molecular function: ATP binding; calmodulin binding; calcium/calmodulin-dependent protein kinase activity. The record is from RefSeq and is a predicted model, not a curated record. Gene Ontology annotation, biological process: protein phosphorylation.
CGGCGCCCGCGCCUCCCCGCGCGUAGGUGUGCGGCGCGCUCCUGGCGAGGACGGAGCGAGCAGAUCUCGCGUGCGCUCGCCGCCAGGCGCAGCCCAGCCCGGCCCCCGCCUGGCGCCGCGAGCCGAGGUGUCUCCCGCGCCCGCGCCCGUGUCGCCGCCGUGCCCGCGAGCGGGAGCCGGAGUCGCCGCCGCCCGAGCGCAGCCGAGCGCACGCCGAGCCCGUCCGCCGCCGCCAUGGCCACCACGGUGACCUGCACCCGCUUCACCGACGAGUACCAGCUCUACGAGGAUAUUGGCAAGGGGGCUUUCUCUGUGGUCCGACGCUGUGUCAAGCUCUGCACCGGCCAUGAGUAUGCAGCCAAGAUCAUCAACACCAAGAAGCUGUCAGCCAGAGAUCACCAGAAGUUGGAGAGAGAGGCUCGGAUCUGCCGCCUUCUGAAGCAUUCCAAUAUCGUGCGUCUCCACGACAGCAUCUCCGAGGAGGGCUUCCACUACCUGGUCUUCGAUCUGGUCACUGGUGGGGAGCUCUUUGAAGACAUUGUGGCGAGAGAAUACUACAGCGAGGCUGAUGCCAGUCACUGCAUCCAGCAGAUCCUGGAGGCCGUUCUCCAUUGUCACCAAAUGGGGGUCGUCCACAGAGACCUCAAGCCGGAGAACCUGCUCCUGGCCAGCAAGUGCAAAGGGGCUGCAGUGAAGCUGGCAGACUUCGGCCUGGCUAUCGAGGUGCAGGGGGACCAGCAGGCGUGGUUUGGGUUCGCUGGCACACCAGGCUACCUGUCCCCUGAGGUCCUUCGCAAAGAGGCGUAUGGCAAGCCCGUGGACAUCUGGGCAUGUGGGGUGAUCCUGUACAUCCUGCUCGUGGGCUACCCACCCUUCUGGGACGAGGACCAGCACAAGCUGUACCAGCAGAUCAAGGCCGGCGCCUACGACUUCCCGUCCCCCGAAUGGGACACUGUCACUCCUGAAGCCAAAAACCUAAUCAACCAGAUGCUGACCAUCAACCCUGCCAAGCGCAUCACAGCCCAUGAGGCCCUGAAGCAUCCGUGGGUCUGCCAACGUUCCACGGUAGCCUCCAUGAUGCACAGACAGGAGACUGUGGAGUGUCUGAAAAAGUUCAAUGCCAGGAGAAAGCUCAAGGGAGCCAUCCUCACCACCAUGCUGGCCACACGGAAUUUCUCAGUGGGCAGACAGACCACCGCUCCGGCCACAAUGUCCACCGCGGCCUCCGGCACCACCAUGGGGCUGGUGGAACAAGCCAAGAGUUUACUCAACAAGAAAGCAGAUGGAGUCAAGCCCCAGACGAAUAGCACCAAAAACAGUGCAGCCGCCACCAGCCCCAAAGGGACGCUUCCUCCUGCCGCCCUGGAGCCUCAAACCACCGUCAUCCAUAACCCAGUGGACGGGAUUAAGGAGUCUUCUGACAGUGCCAACACCACCAUAGAGGAUGAAGACGCUAAAGCCCCCAGGGUCCCUGACAUCCUGAGCUCAGUGAGGAGGGGCUCGGGAGCCCCAGAAGCCGAGGGGCCCCUGCCCUGCCCAUCUCCAGCUCCAGCUCCCUUUAGCCCCCUGCCAGCCCCAACCCCCAGGAUCUCUGACAUCCUGAACUCUGUGAGAAGGGGCUCAGGAACCCCAGAAGCCGAGGGCCCCCUCUCAGCGGGGCCCCUGCCCUGCCUGUCUCCGGCUCUCCUAGGCCCCCUACCCUCCCCAUCCCCGAGGAUCUCUGACAUCCUGAACUCUGUGAGGAGGGGCUCAGGGACCCCAGAAGCUGAGGGCCCCUCACCAGUGGGGCCCCUGCCCUGCCCAUCUCCGACUAUCCCUGGCCCCCUGCCCACCCCGUCCCGGAAGCAGGAGAUCAUUAAGACCACGGAGCAGCUCAUCGAGGCUGUCAACAACGGUGACUUUGAGGCCUACGCGAAAAUCUGUGACCCAGGGCUGACCUCAUUUGAGCCUGAAGCACUGGGCAACCUGGUUGAAGGGAUGGACUUCCACAGAUUCUACUUCGAGAACCUGCUGGCCAAGAACAGCAAGCCGAUCCACACGACCAUCCUGAACCCGCACGUGCACGUCAUCGGAGAGGACGCCGCCUGCAUUGCUUACAUCCGGCUCACGCAGUACAUUGACGGGCAGGGCCGGCCCCGCACCAGCCAGUCUGAGGAGACCCGUGUGUGGCACCGCCGCGACGGCAAGUGGCAGAACGUGCACUUCCACUGCUCGGGCGCGCCUGUGGCCCCGCUGCAGUGAAGAGCUGCGCCCUGGUUUCGCCGGACAGAGUUGGUGUUUGGAGCCCGACUGCCCUCGGGCACACGGCCUGCCUGUCGCAUGUUUGUGUCUGCCUCGUUCCCUCCCCUGGUGCCUGUGUCUGCAGAAAAACAAGACCAGAUGUGAUUUGUUUAAAAACAAAACAAAACAAAAAAACAAGAUGACGACGACAACCACAAAAAAAUUGACAUCAGAUGAAAUGAAAAAAAAAAAAAAAAAAAA